AUGGCAUUGUUCAAAGUCGAAGGAUGGGACCUGAAUACGGAAAAGGUUGAAUUUUUCGAUGCAAAUGCAAAAAAGGCCGCUGAAAAGAAGAAGAUUAAAAGAGACAGACAGAACAAAGAUAAAAAAGAACGUCAGUUUAAGAAAAAUCGAGCCAUUGAAGAGGCGCUUGCGAGUACUAGCGAUGUUGAGGACAAUGAGGACAAUGAGGAAGAAAACUUGAAUGAAAAAUUAGAUGAAGAAAAUACCAGCUCCAUAAAAAAGAAUGAGAAGAAGCGUCCAUUAGAUGAUAAGAGCGAGACCCUUGCGAACAAAAAGAUGUCAAAACCUGCAGUCACUAGCGCAGCAAAGAAAGAGCUGACUCCAUUACAGCAAAAAAUGAUGGCUAAGUUGACAGGGUCACGAUUUAGGUGGAUAAACGAGCAGUUAUACACAAUCAGUUCAAAGGAUGCAUUGAAAUUAAUCAAGGAGCAACCACAAUUGUUUGAUGAAUAUCAUGAAGGAUUCAGAUCACAAGUGAAGUCAUGGCCACAAAACCCUAUUGAUGUUUUUGUGGAUCAGAUCAAAUUUAGGUCAAAGAGGCCUGUUAAUGCUCCAGGUGGACUGCCAGGCCUGCAAGACAAAAAGAUCGUUAUUGCUGACAUGGGUUGUGGCGAAGCGCAGUUGUCAUUAGAUGUCAGCAAUUUCUUCAAGAAACAUAAUAAGAAAACCAAAAAAUUUCAACAAAAAUCUCAUAAAGUCUAUAGUUUUGAUUUGAAAAGGGCUAAUGAGAGAAUAACCGUUGCGGAUAUAAAGAGUGUUCCACUACCAGAUGAAUCAUGUUCCAUUGUUGUUUUCUGCUUAGCAUUGAUGGGUACAAACUUUCUGGAUUUUAUAAAAGAAGCGUACAGGGUAUUAGCACCCAGAGGUGAAAUAUGGAUUGCUGAGAUUAAGUCAAGGUUUGCUGAUGGAAAAGGUGAAGAAUUCGUCAAUGCUCUUAAGCUUAUGGGCUUCUUUCAUAAGAAUACUGAUGACAGUAAUAAGAUGUUUACUAGGUUCGAAUUCUUUAAGCCACCACAAGAUAUCAUAGAGGAAAGAAAGGCAAAAUUAGGAAGGAGACAAAAAUUCAUCGAAGUUGAAACUGAAAAAGAAGAGUUGGAGAAAAAGAGGUCUAAGAUAGCUGAAGGUAAAUGGUUAUUAAAGCCAUGUAUUUACAAAAGAAGGUGA
Zygotorulaspora mrakii is the source of this 1203-nucleotide messenger RNA. It is a transcript of the gene RRP8, whose product is annotated as 25S rRNA (adenine645-N1)-methyltransferase. The record is from RefSeq and is a predicted model, not a curated record. The transcript has a single exon. Gene Ontology annotation, molecular function: rRNA (adenine) methyltransferase activity. Gene Ontology annotation, cellular component: nucleolus. Lineage: Eukaryota; Fungi; Ascomycota; Saccharomycetes; Saccharomycetales; Saccharomycetaceae. Bases 1 to 1203 code for a protein of 400 amino acids. Gene Ontology annotation, biological process: rRNA methylation; ribosomal large subunit biogenesis.